Messenger RNA from Trypanosoma conorhini, 657 nucleotides. Its product is annotated as DnaJ chaperone protein. Gene Ontology annotation, molecular function: Hsp70 protein binding. The transcript has a single exon. The record is from RefSeq and is a predicted model, not a curated record. Gene Ontology annotation, biological process: cellular response to misfolded protein. Gene Ontology annotation, cellular component: endoplasmic reticulum membrane. Bases 1 to 657 code for a protein of 218 amino acids. Lineage: Eukaryota; Euglenozoa; Kinetoplastea; Trypanosomatida; Trypanosomatidae.
AUGAGCAGCAACACCGUGCAGGUGCAGAAGGAGACGAUCUUGCGCCUCAGCUACUACGAGAUCUUCUCCCUCGACCCCUCCGUGCGCGAUGUCGACUUCAACGCCGUUCACCGCGCGUACCGUCGCUUUGCCCUCUUGUUUCAUCCCGACAAGGAUUCUUCACCGGCCGCCCGGCUGGCGUUUGAGCGGGUGAAACUCGCCGCGGAGACGCUUACGGACCCGCUGAAGCGGCGCGAGUACGACGAGGCGAUGCUGCAGGAGUCUCAUCGCCAGGCGGGCAACGGCGCCUCAUCCGCGUGGCAGCAGCAGCAGCGGGAGGAAAUGGAGGAAGAGGCCCGCGUGGCCGACAUGAUCCUCCGGCAGAAGGAGGCAGCCACUGCGGCGAGGGCGGCGGCGACGCGUGAGGAGGAGAGGGAGAAGGAGGCGGCGGCGAAGCAGAUGCUGCAUGAGCUGACAAAUGCCCUGACAACGCCGUUUAAGCGGAUGGAGGCGGAGCUGGUGCACGAGUGGGACAUCGACGAGGAUCUUCUGCGUAUGAAGGAGAAGGAGGUGGAGGUGCUCCUGCAGAAGCUGCGCGGGUACAAUGAAGGCCGUGGCCGGCAGGAGCGGCCAACGACCGCACACGUCACCGCUGGCAAGCGCGGAAGAUGCGAAUAA